Anoplopoma fimbria (sablefish) is the source of this 833-nucleotide messenger RNA. RefSeq names its product telomere zinc finger-associated protein-like. NCBI's taxonomy places the organism in Eukaryota, Metazoa, Chordata, Actinopteri, Perciformes, Anoplopomatidae. The transcript is spliced from 3 exons. The coding region runs from base 165 to 833 and encodes 222 amino acids. The record is from RefSeq and is a predicted model, not a curated record.
GGAGACAUCUGAGAUCUGAGGAGACAUCUGAGGAGACAUCUGAGAUCUGAGGAGACAUCUGAGACAUCUGAGGAGACAUCUGAGACAUCUGAGGAGACAUCUGAGACAUCUGAGGAGACAUCUGGAUCCAAGCUAAAGAGCUGGAUGUGCUUUUAAAGGCCGACAUGGAGCUGCGGAGAGAAGCAGACGUCCAGCAGCUGUUGGUGGUUAAAGAAGAGGUUCCUCCUGAGCAGCAGGAGUGGAGCUCCAGUCUGGACCAGGAGGAGCCAGAGCCCCCACACAUUAAAGAGGAACAGGAGGAACUCUGGACCAGUCAGGAGGGAGAGCAGCUUCAAGGGCUGGAGGAGGCUGAUAUCACCAAGUUCACAUUCACUCCUGUCCCUGUGAAGAGUGAAGAUGAUGAAGAGAAACCUCAGUCCUCACAGCUUCAUCACAGACGUACUGAACACAUGGAGACAGAAGCUGAUGGAGAGGACUGUGGAGGACCAGAACCAGACCGGAACUCAGAUCCACGUAGACAUCCAGAACCAGAUCCUGAUGACAAGACUGGAGACUCUUCUGAACCUGAGACUGAUGACAGUGAUGAUUGGAAGGAGACCAGAGAACCUCCGUCAGGUUUAAACUCUCUGAAUAAUGAUGAAGUUUCUAGUGAGAAACCAUUCAGCUGCUCAGUGUGUGAAAAAAGCUUUCUCACCAAGGCACAACUGAAGAGUCACACCAUGAAUCACACCGGAGAGAAAAGGUUCUCCUGCACUAUUUGUAAACAAGGAUUCACUUGGAUGUCCAACAGGAAGUCAAACGGCGGCUGCUCACUGCGGCUCGAGGACAUCUGA